Messenger RNA from Diaporthe citri, 1185 nucleotides. RefSeq lists its product as uncharacterized. Gene Ontology annotation, molecular function: U6 snRNA binding; pre-mRNA binding. Bases 1 to 1185 code for a protein of 394 amino acids. The transcript has a single exon. The record is from RefSeq and is a predicted model, not a curated record. Gene Ontology annotation, cellular component: U2-type catalytic step 1 spliceosome; U2-type catalytic step 2 spliceosome; Prp19 complex. Lineage: Eukaryota; Fungi; Ascomycota; Sordariomycetes; Diaporthales; Diaporthaceae.
AUGCCGCCCCAAAUAAAACAGGACCUCAACCGCUCGGGCUGGGAGUCGACCGACUUCCCCUCGGUCUGCGAGAACUGCCUGCCCGAGAACCCGUACGUCAAGAUGCUCAAGGAGGACUACGCCGCCGAGUGCAAGCUGUGCACGCGGCCCUUCACCGUCUUCCAGUGGUCCACCGACCGCGCCCACGGCCGCAAGAAGCGCACAAACGUGUGCCUGACCUGCGCCCGCCUCAAGAACUGCUGCCAGUGCUGCAUGCUCGACCUGUCCUUCGGCCUGCCCAUCGUCGUGCGCGACGCCGCCCUUAAGAUGGUCGCCCCGGGCCCCCAGUCCGAGAUCAACAGGGAGUUCUUCGCGCAGAACAACGAGAAGGCCAUCGAGGAGGGCAGGGCAGGCAUCGAAGAGUACGAGAAGACGGACGAGAAGGCCCGCGAGCUGUUGAGGAGGCUGGCGCAGAGCAAGCCGUACUUUAGGAAAGGGAGGACAGUCGACGAGGAGGGCAAUGCGACUGGCGAAAGCUCAAAGGCUGGUGGGAGCGCGACAGGCGGAAACCCCGUGGUGGGCGCUGGCCUGGGAGGCGCUGGUCCGAUUCGGUCGCGAGACUCGAGGGCAGCUGGUGCUAUGGGCGCGGGACCCAGAGGAGGCAGGCCAGGAGGACCUAGGAAAGGCGCAUUCCCCUCCGUGGCGCAACUACCACCGGGGCCGAACGACUGGAAGCCGCCUGCCGAUAAGAACAUCAUGUCGCUGUUUGUCACGGGUAUCGAGGACGACCUACCAGAACACAAAAUUCGCGAUUUCUUCAAGGCGCACGGAAAGAUCAAGUCGCUGGUGUGCUCGCACAUGUCGCACUGCGCGUUCAUCAACUACGAGACCAGGGAGGGUGCGGAGAGGGCAUCAGAGGCGUGCCAGGGCAAGGCUGUCAUCGCCGGGUGCCCGUUACGGGUGCGAUGGAGCCAGCCAAAGGCUGUUGGAAAUAUGAACCGCGAGGAGCGAUCUGAGAUGCUGAGGGACGGACGGUCGGCAUUUCCACAGGCGAGGAGGACACAGGGAGGGCAGAAGGCCGUCGAGGGCGGUAAUGCCACCGGAGCAGGUGGCAGCGGCGCCCAACAGAACGACCUCGAAAACCUGGCAGUGGCCGCGCCGCCCGGUGCGUCUGAUGUCAACUAUGCCAGCCUGUCUGGCAACUGA